AUGGCGUCUACGACGAAGACAGUGACGGCUAUGCCGAUGGUCCCUAACCGGGAAGAUCUGGAUGCAACAUGGCGGUACCUUGAGAUGGGUGUAUCCAAGAUUAUGGCCAACCUGCAAGACGGUAUUGAUAUGAAUACUUAUAUGGGAGUCUACACGGCCGUCCAUAACUUCUGCACAUCACAAAAGGCUGUAAGCAAUGCUCAUCAAGGGGUUAUUGGAGGGGCACACCGCGGUGCACAUCUUCUGGGGGAGGACCUCUACCAAAACCUUAUCACGUACCUAAACAACUACCUGAAAGAACUUGUUGCCGAAUCAAGGAAGCAUUCAGAUGAAGCUCUCCUCGCCUUUUAUAUUCGAGAAUGGGACCGAUACACAACCGCCGCAAAAUAUAUCAAUCAUCUUUUCAGAUACCUCAAUAGACACUGGGUGAAACGGGAGAUGGAUGAGGGCAAGAAGAACAUCUACGAUGUAUAUACGUUGCAUCUGGUUCAAUGGCGGCUUACCUUGUUCACGGAAGUCCACGAGAAAGUCAUGGACGCAGUUCUGAAAAUGGUGGAAAAGCAGCGAAAUGGGGAAACCAUUGAACAUGGCCAGAUCAAGGCCAUCGUGGACUCGUUUGUCUCGCUUGGAUUGGAUGAGGCCGAUCCUACAAAAUCCACACUCGACGUUUACCGAUUUAACUUCGAGCGACCAUUCUUAGAAGCAACGAAGCAAUUUUAUCAGGCAGAGUCGAAGCAAUUCGUCGCCGAGAAUAGCAUCGUGGAGUACAUGAAGAAGGCGGCAACUCGUCUAGAUGAGGAAGAGGAGCGUGUGAAGAUGUAUCUUCACCCAGAUAUCAUUGUUCCGCUAAAGAAGACGUGUAACACUGCCCUCAUUGCAGAUCACUCUGCUAUUCUCCGCGAUGAGUUCCAGGUGCUGUUAGAUAAUGACCGUUAUGAGGAUAUGGAGCGCAUGUACAAGCUUCUCCAACGAAUCCCUGAUGGACUUGAUCCGCUACGAGCAAAAUUCGAAGCCCAUGUCCGCAAGGCGGGUCUCAACGCCGUUACGAAGGUGGCGGUCGACGCAGACAAGCUUGAGCCGAAGGUGUACAUUGAUGCCCUUCUUGAAAUCCACACCCAAUAUCAAGGUCUUGUUAAGACAGCUUUCCAGGACGAGCCCGAGUUCACCAGAUCUCUCGAUAAUGCAUGCAGGGAAUUCGUGAAUCGUAAUCAGGUGUGCAAGUCUGGCUCGAACAAGUCCCCCGAGUUGCUUGCCAAAUAUGCCGAUGCAGUACUCCGAAAAGGCACAAACGGUGCAGAAGAGAGCGACCUCGAGAAUAUUCUGAACCAGAUCAUGACCGUCUUCAAGUAUAUCGAGGACAAGGAUGUGUUCCAGAAAUUCUACUCCCGCAUGCUUGCUCGCAGAUUGAUCCAUACCAGCUCUUCGUCAGAUGACGCCGAAACUAGUAUGAUCAGCAAGUUGAAGGAGCAAUGUGGUUACGAGUACACAAACAAGCUUCAACGCAUGUUCCAAGACAUGCAGAUCUCCAAGGAUCUGAAUAGCGGCUUCAAGGAGUUUGAAGCUGGUCUGCUUGAGCCUGGUGAUGAAAAGCAGGUUGAUGCUUCCUACUCCAUUUUAGGGACUGGUUUCUGGCCGUUGAACCCACCCAAUACCGAUUUCACUCCACCAGCGGAAAUUUCGAGGGCCUACGAGCGCUUCCAGACCUUUUACGGGCAGAAGCAUAGUGGGCGUAAGCUUACAUGGUUGUGGCAGUUCUGCAAGGGAGAAGUCAAGGCAAACUACUGCAAAAACCAAAAGACCCCUUAUACAUUCCAAGUGUCGACUUAUCAGAUGGCCAUUUUAUUGCUGUUCAACGAAAGCGACAAGAAUAGCUAUGAUGACAUCGUCAAGGCUACGCAACUGCAACCCGAUAUCCUGGAUCCGGCCAUGGGGAUUUUGCUGAAAGCCAAGGUACUCAAUAUCAGUCCAGAAGGUGAUAAGCCGGGCCCUGGCAAGAUGUUCAACCUGAACUAUGAUUUCAAGAGUAAGAAGAUUCGUCUCAACUUGAAUAUCGCAGUCAAGUCAGAGCAGAAACAGGAGGUCGAGGACACCCACAAGACCAUUGAGGAAGACCGAAAGUUGCUCAUGCAGUCUGCAAUUGUGCGUAUCAUGAAGGCCCGGAAGAAGAUGAAGCACACCCAGCUGGUCAGCGAAACCAUCAACCAAAUCCGAUCCCGAUUUGUCCCCAAGAUCCCCGACAUCAAGAAAUGCAUCGACAUCCUGUUAGAGAAGGAGUAUCUCGAGCGUCUCGAUGACGACGAGCUUGGAUACCUUGCAUGA
This is a messenger RNA of Venustampulla echinocandica, 2319 nucleotides long. RefSeq names its product putative Cullin-1. Gene Ontology annotation, cellular component: SCF ubiquitin ligase complex. Gene Ontology annotation, biological process: protein ubiquitination; SCF-dependent proteasomal ubiquitin-dependent protein catabolic process. Gene Ontology annotation, molecular function: ubiquitin protein ligase binding. Lineage: Eukaryota; Fungi; Ascomycota; Leotiomycetes; Helotiales; Pleuroascaceae. Bases 1 to 2319 code for a protein of 772 amino acids. The record is from RefSeq and is a predicted model, not a curated record. The transcript is spliced from 6 exons.